Molecule: messenger RNA, 2417 nt
Organism: Helianthus annuus (common sunflower)
Lineage: Eukaryota; Viridiplantae; Streptophyta; Magnoliopsida; Asterales; Asteraceae
Product: ubiquitin carboxyl-terminal hydrolase 25
Exons: 9
Coding region: 289-2136 (615 amino acids)
Biological process (GO): protein deubiquitination
Cellular component (GO): cytosol; nucleus
Molecular function (GO): cysteine-type deubiquitinase activity; cysteine-type endopeptidase activity
Source: RefSeq, a predicted model, not a curated record
AACAAACUAUUAAACAGAGGAGUCGCCUGAGGGCAGAGGAAAAACGGGGGAAGGCACCCGGCAUGCCAACGGACUCCUUCAACACACACUCGAUCCUCCACUGCCAAUAACCCUAUCCCUACGCCGUCGUCCACCACCACCGCCACCGCCACCGUCACCGCCGUUACAUCAAUUCAAUAGUUACAUUCAGAUCAAUUUAGGUAUGCGAUCCUGUAUGGCGCGGUGGCGGUGCGGAUUGCCAUUCAAUGCAGCCGGUGAAUCAGGAGCGAGAGGCUUUUCUCGCUGUUAAUGGAGUUGCAAUUGCAGAUGAAUUGGCAGACCGCUUUGUUAUUGAAGAAACGGAAGAACGCUCCUCCGUUAGGGUUCAGGAAUCUCGGUAAUACGUGCUAUCUUAACGCUGUUCUUCAGUGCUUAACCUACACUCCUCCGCUUGCUAAUUUCUGUCUCCGUCGUCAACACUCCGCAUCCUGUGACUCACUACCACAGCAAGACAAGAAGAAUAAUUGUCCGUUUUGUCUACUAGAGACAAGAAUCGCUCGUUCUCUUAGCGUCGACUUACUUCUAGAUACACCUGGCAAGUUCAUUGGCGGCUUGAAAAUUUUUGCAGAGCAUUUUCGUGUGGGUAGACAAGAGGAUGCACACGAGUUUCUUCGGUACGUCAUUGACGCCUGUCACACCACAUCUAUUCGGUUGAAGAAGUUGCAGCAGCAAAAACGCAAGUUAGUUAGUAAUGGUGGAGGUGAUAGCGUCAGUGGCAGUACUGUAGUUAAGGAGAUAUUUGGAGGAGCUUUACAAAGCCAGGUGAAGUGUCUUGCUUGUGGCAAUGAAUCCAAUAAGGUUGAUGAGAUCAUGGAUAUCAGUAUUGAUGUAGUGAAUAGUAGUUCUAUUAAAGAAGCUUUUCAGAAGUUUUUUCAACCCGAGAUACUAGAUGGGAAUAACAAAUACAAGUGUGAAAGCUGUAAGAUGUUGGUAGCAGCAAGAAAGCAAAUGUCUAUCCUUCAGGCACCUAACAUUCUUGUAAUUCAAUUAAAGAGGUUUGAGGGAAUAUAUGGUCGGAAGAUAGACAAAGAAAUCGCUUUUGAGGAAGUGCUGGUUCUUUCAAGCUUCAUGUGCAAAACAAGUCAGGAUCCUCAUCCAGAGUAUAAGCUUUUUGCUACUAUUGUACAUUCUGGCUGCUCACCUGAUUCAGGACACUAUUAUGCUUACAUUAAGGAUGCGUUUGGCCGUUGGUAUUGCUGCAACGAUUCUUAUGUUUCAGUUUCAAGCUUAGAAGAAGUUUUCUCUGAAAAAGUCUAUAUCCUUUUCUUCUCUCGUAACAAACAGAAGCCCAUUCUACCUAACAAAACUUUAUCUACUAACGGAACAAAAACACAUGAUUGCAAUGGAAACGAUACCUCAAAAAUUCCUAAGUCUGGUCAACAAAAGUCAACAGACUCACAACAACCUAAGGUUGAUCCUGCAACAUCAUCAUCUAAAGUUGGUAAAUAUCUUUACGUUCCUCAAAAGAAGCCAGUCAGCUUUGGAAUUUCCGGUCCCAAAAAAGCUCUUUCAGCUAUUCAUAAUAAAGAAAACAAUGAUAAUAACGGUGAUGCAGAAGCCUCAAACGCUAAGAAGACGAUUGAUAAAAAGAUUCCACUGUUAGAGGACAAAUACGGAUUCAGCCAAAACAAACAGGUUGCGAAUGGAAAUGUGGCGAUUCGUAGGAAUGGAGAUGAAGUAGUUACAAAUGGGUGUAAGAACAGUUUUACAAGAAAUGGAACCGAAACGGGUCAAUUUUAUAAUGGUAUAGGUAAAAGCCCCUCUGAUGAAUCAGACUCUCGGAUGAAACAUGAAGAGCAGAAAUCGACUGUUUUGCUAGCUGAAGAUCAUUCGUCACUAGCAAAGCGUGAAGAACUUACGGAAACUCUUGUGAAAGAAGCUUCUUCUUUCCUGCGAAAAUGUGGCUAUUCAGACGAGGUUGCAACUUUCAUGCGGGCCAAGAAGCUGAGCAUACGAGAUGAAUGUGGUAAUGCAUUACAGAGGAAUGAACUUAAGAGGAAAAUGAUAGCUGAUGCCAAGGUUGCGCUUAUUCCUCAAAUUCCAGAUUCGUUGAAAACUGAACUCAUCAAACGCAUCAGAUCUCAUAUCGCUCAAUGAGACAAGAGCUGCAUGACUCCAAAGGUGUGGGGAGGUAAGGUAGAUACAGGACGCCACGUCAACAUCUGUAUGUGUUUUAACGAGGCAUAUAGACGUGGAAACACAAAGACGGUAAAUUUUUAUUUGUUUUUAGUUUUUGUAUGGAAGGUUUUUGUAAGUGUUUGGAAAGUGGUUGGUGAGGAAGUGAGGCAGGCUGGUGUAGCACAAAGUUCAUUAGUAACGGUAUUAGAUACAUAUAAUAUAUACAGUAUUCUUUUUGUAAAGUAUAACCCUUUUUGAUA